GCCUUACUCAAGGUGACACAGUUUCAAAAGCGCAUUUCACAAGGCAUAAUAUUGUUUUUCGCAAAAUUUUCCCUUCUCUUCCGGCACCUGCGCCGCACGAUAAAGUCCGUGCUGAUAGACGACGAGGGGGGGUGAGCGAGGUAAGCAAAAACUCGGUGUGAGCGUCACAUCUAUCAACGUGCGCCGCAGGAAUCCGGUUUCUAAAGCACGCAAACCAAGCGAAAGGAACAAGCAGUGCCGUUGUGGGGACUCUCGACUCUCAACCUAUCCCGAAGGGAUCCAGAGGGGAGACCCUGGGUUGGCUCCAGUUGUUCGUCAGUCACUCAGUCAGUCACUCGGGCCGGCGGUCGGUCUCCUUUGCUACACCAGACAGGAAAGGAAAGAAAAACCGUACGACGGACGGACGACGCGCAGGGUAAACAUGUCGUACCCCACAGGUUCGCAUGACACGGACAGGACCGAAGUGAAGGAAGCAGAACAGCCGUCGUCGCCGUCGCUUUCCGCCAAUGCCAAUGCCAAUGCUAGCGUUGAGACCAGCAGCAGCAGCAGCAGCACAAAGCCACAAGCUUCUAUCCGUGACGCGGCGGCGCUGUCCCCCGAGACGUACGAGGAUGAGCACGUUCACAGUGUGUAUGAGUCGAUCGCGAGCCACUUCAGCUCAACGCGGUACAAACCGUGGCCCUUCAUCGCGUCGUUCCUGCGCGAGCGUGUGACGUCAGGGUCCAUCGGGCUGGAUGUGGGCUGUGGUAACGGCAAGUACCUGGGCGUGCGGGAGGGCGGAGACGUGCACAUCGUAGGGUCGGACCGGAGCCCGUCGCUCGUGGGCAUCGCGCGGGAACGUGGGUUCGACGUCGCUGUGGCGGACGGCCUCGCGCUGCCCUUCCGGGCCGGCUGCGCCGACUUCGUGCUCUGUAUCGCAGUCAUCCACCACAUGUCGACGCGCGAGCGGCGUAUCGACGCCCUCCGCAAGCUGCUCACGUGCGUGAGGGCUGACGGGGGCCAGGUGCUCGUGUACGUGUGGGCGCUAGAGCAGAGCUCGAGCCGCAGGGGCUGGGAUGCGGAUUCAGCGCAGGACCAGCUCGUGCCGUGGGUGAUGAAGGCCAACCAGAACAAGAAGAAGGACAAGGACGACAGGGACAGCGGUGGUAACGCGGGCGUCGACACGACGUAUGAGAGGUUCUAUCACCUCUACCGCGAGGGCGAGCUCGAGGAGGACCUGCGUGAGGCCGGGGGCAGGGUCAUAGAAAGCGGGUAUGAGAGGGAUAAUUGGUGGGUGAUAGGGGGUCACGGGGAGGAGGCAAAGCCAUAGACCGCCCUGCUGCAGGUACCUACCUACCAACCUACCAACCUACCAACAUGGCUACUUGUCCACUUGUCCACUUGCCUACUUGCCUAUCUGCCUACGUCCCUCCCUCUCUCUCUCUCUCCUCUCUCUCCGUCUCUCUCCGUCUCUCUCCGUCUCUCUCACUUGCUUACCAGCGGUUACCUGUGACUAAUUCUGACUGCGGUGGCUGGCCUCUGACCUAUUCUGGCCUAUGGCACACUACGCGGCACACUGACAUGACACUCACAUUG
This is a messenger RNA of Xylaria bambusicola, 1575 nucleotides long. RefSeq names its product uracil-5--methyltransferase TRM9. Bases 422 to 1309 code for a protein of 295 amino acids. The record is from RefSeq and is a predicted model, not a curated record. NCBI's taxonomy places the organism in Eukaryota, Fungi, Ascomycota, Sordariomycetes, Xylariales, Xylariaceae. Gene Ontology annotation, biological process: tRNA wobble uridine modification. The transcript is spliced from 2 exons. Gene Ontology annotation, cellular component: nucleus; cytoplasm. Gene Ontology annotation, molecular function: tRNA binding; S-adenosylmethionine-dependent methyltransferase activity.